AUGGCCAACCAGAUACCUCCUCGGACUGGCAACCCAGAGAGUGACGCCCAACGUCGACUCCUGGGCCCAAUCCAUGCCGAACGACACGUCCGUAUCAUCUGCGUUGGUGCUGGUGCUUCAGGUCUUCUACUAGCAUACAAGUUGCAACGCCAUUUCCAGAACUAUAGCUUGACCAUCUAUGAGAAGAACCCUAAGAUUUCCGGGACAUGGUACGAGAACAGGUAUCCUGGAUGUGCUUGCGAUAUCCCUGCGCAUACUUACACCUGGUCCUUCGAACCGAAGCCUGACUGGUCUGCCGUGUACGCAGGCAGCAAAGAGAUCAAUCAGUAUUUUGAGGAUUUCGCACAGAAAUAUCAUCUGCACCAGUAUAUCAAGCCUCUGCACGAGGUCUCCGGCGCCUACUGGAACGAGAAGCAAGCUGGAUACGAUGUCCACAUUAAAGACCUCAACGCUGGGACCGAAAUCGUCGACUCCUGCGACAUUCUCAUCAAUGCCUCCGGUAUUUUGAACCAUUGGAAAUGGCCGGCCAUCCCCGGCCUCCACGACUAUAAGGGCAAACUGCUGCACACCGCCAGCUGGGAUGAUAACGUCGAGCUAAAGGGCAAACACGUCGGCCUCAUUGGAAAUGGCUCAUCCGGUAUCCAAGUGCUCCCCACCAUCCAACCACAUGUGUCAAAAUGCACAACAUUCAUCCGUGAGCCAACCUGGGUCUCGCCGGUUCAAGGUCUCGAACAACAUAAGUACACGGAGGAGGAGAAACAGGACUUUGUAGGGAAGCCAGGUGCCCUCACCGAGUACCGAAAGAACGUUGAAUCGGGCCUCAACGCUCAGUUCGGCAUCUUCCUCAAAGGCUCCCAGAUCAACAGCGAAACUAGCGACUACAUGAAGGAGUUGAUGAAAGAGAAGCUCCACAACCAGUUCCUCGAGGAAAAACUUAUCCCGGAAUGGUCUGUUGGGUGCCGCCGCCUGACUCCAGGAGUGGGCUACCUCGAAGCUCUUGGCGAGGAGAACGUGCAAGUUGUGUAUGGCGAGAUCACCAAAGUCACCGAGCGCGGCUGUGUUUGCGACGAUGGGAAUGAAUAUCCUGUUGAUGUCUUGAUAUGCGCGACAGGUUUUGACACGGGCUUCAAGCCUCGUUUCCCAAUCAUUGGACCUGGCGGUGCCAACCUUCAGGACGAGUGGGCAAAACAGGCCGAGUCUUACCUUGGUGUCUCAGCGGCAGGAUUCCCAAACUACAUGUUGUUCCUUGGCCCGAAUUGCCCUAUCGGAAACGGCCCUGUCCUCUCUGCCAUUGAGACUCAAGCUGAUUACAUGCUCAAACUCGUCGAUAGAUGGCAAACCCACAACAUCCGCACCUUCUCCCCAACCAAGGCCGCGAUCCAGGACUUCGUCGCCCACAAGGACUUCUUUAUGAAGCGCACCGUCUGGGCCGAUCCUUGCCGCUCCUGGUACAAGGCCUCUGCGGUCGACGAUACCGUCACCGCACUAUGGCCCGGGUCGACACUCCAUUACAUUGAAGCCAUGCAGGAGCUACGUCUGGAGGACUACGAGAUUGGGUAUGCAGGUAACAGGUUCGCUUGGCUCGGCAACGGUUAUAGUCAAACCGAAUUAGACGAAACGUGCGACUGGGCGUUCUACAUUCGCGAGUAUGACGACGACCUGCCCAUUACCAAGGAUGGGAAGAGAAAGCUCUUGACUAGGAGCGGCACUGUGACUAACCAUAGUGCACCUGUCGGCAUUACUGGCGCCGCUCAGCCCAAGAUCUAG
This is a messenger RNA of Eremomyces bilateralis CBS 781.70, 1767 nucleotides long. Its product is annotated as FAD/NAD(P)-binding domain-containing protein. The record is from RefSeq and is a predicted model, not a curated record. The transcript is spliced from 2 exons. The coding region runs from base 1 to 1767 and encodes 588 amino acids. Lineage: Eukaryota; Fungi; Ascomycota; Dothideomycetes; Eremomycetales; Eremomycetaceae.